CAUGUGUUCGCCUCUGUCUCCCUCUCACUCCGGACAGACUCACAACCUCAGACAUGGUUCCGUGAACCGACACAUGGCAGCUAGCAGCCAUGAACCAAAAAACAACUCACCAAAAACUGACGGUGCCUGAAUAGCAGCCUUAUUUCGUUUCUUUCGACAUUAUUCCAACUCCUGCAACACCCACAGCUAGCAGCCGGCUGCCGGUCACUGUCAGGGGGGAGAGGCGCUCUGAAACCCCCUUCGGUUUUUUUCCUCCGAUAUUUCGCUUUUUUCCAGUCACUUUUAAGUUUCCGCCUCCUCUAACCGACGCUCAACAUGGGUGUUCAAGGUUUCCAAGAGUACAUUGAAAAGCACUGCCCCAGCGCUGUGGUGCCGGUGGAGCUCCAGAAGCUGGCCCGGGGGAGUAUGGUUGGAGGUGGCCGGCUGAGACCCCCUCAGACUCCGCUGAGACUGCUGGUGGACGCCGAGAAUUGCCUCCACCGGCUCUACGGAGGCUUCUACACCGACUGGGUCAGCGGGGGCCAGUGGAACCACAUGCUGGGCUACCUGGCCGCCCUCUCCAAGGCCUGCUUCAACGGCAACAUUGAGCUCCUGGUGUGCUUCAAUGGCGCCCUGGAGAAAGGCCGUCUUCACGAGUGGGUCAAGCGACAGGUGAACGAGAGGCAGACCGCCCAGCAGAUCAUCAGCCACGUCCAGAACAAGGGCACCCCGCCGCCCAAAGUCUGGUUCCUGCCUCCCGUGUGCAUGGCCCACUGCAUCCGACUGGCGCUCCUCAGGUUUCGCGUCGGGGUUGUCCAGAGCAUCGAGGACCACCACCUGGAAGUGAUAGCCUUGUGCAGGGAGAACGGCUUUCAUGGCCUGGUGGCCUACGACUCAGACUACGCCCUGUGCAACAUCCCAUACUACUUCAGCGCGCACGCCCUCAAACUGAGCCGCAACGGCAAAAGCCUCACCACCAGCCAGUACCUGAUGCACGAAGUGGCACGGCAGCUUGAUCUCAACCCAAAUCGUUUUGUCAUUUUUGCAUCACUUUUAGGAAAUCACAUACUGCCUGAUGAAGACUUGGCUGCCUUUCACUGGAGCUUACUUGGUCCAGAGCACCCAUUAGCAUCUUUGAAGGUAAAAACUUUAUUGAUCAUUUCUGUAUAAUCCCAUGAACUGCUAACCCAGUGUGAGUAUUGUUAGUGAAGGACAGUCUGAGUGGAACAGUGGUUCAGCACACACUGCUCUUGAAUAUUCAUGUGACUGCAUUGCUCCUGCAGUGCGCCUAAAUGAAUGAAUUUCUCAGAUAACCAUCAUUAUCAGUAGUGUCAACAGAAAGUACAAAAGCAUCUUUAAAGGACACACAAAGAUCUGUUUACUCUUGAUUCAUUUUGACAGCAAAUUUUCAUGUAGUUUCAGUCAUCGUCUUUUGUCUAUUUCCCUUCCGACCACAAGGACACCUUUACACUACAUGUCACGUUCACCCAUUCACACACUGAUGGCAGAGGCUGCCAUGCAAGCUGCCAACUGCUCAUCAGAAACUAGGGCUGCAUCAUUAUGGCUAAGGUUUUUAUGCACUUGCACCGUUAUUGUGUAUUGACACCUAGUUAAUACUACAGGUCCCAGAAUACUGGAGGAAGUAUUGUCCUUUUGAUAAACUAAUCAGACAGUAAUUGGCCUUUUUCCAUACUUUUUUUCGAGCAACUGUGAUCAGAUUUUAUGCCGCACACGGCAUGAGUCUGUGAGCAGUGACAGUGAGUAUGUUUGGUAACCUGGCAGCGAGGUUGGCGGUGUGCAGUGUGUCACCUGCAGCUCUUCCUCUAACAGCUCACUGUGGCUGCUCCUUCUUAUGUCGUUACUCCCUGACAUAGUUCAAACUGAUCCACUGGCAAAAAAUACACAACAUUAGCAGCCAGUGUCAAGCUAACUGACACUUUGCACUUCCUGUGACUAGCUUUCUUCAAAAUAAAAGUCAACUCAUGUUUUGCCAGUUAAAUGCUUUUAAUGUGAAGCUGCAUCAAUAGAAAAUGUUCUCUAUUCGUUAGCAGUAACUUAAUGCUGUUUUUUUUUUUCUGGGAAUAAAAGUGUCCAGGCUGCAGCUGCAGUGUGUGCAUGCAGCGACAGGACAGCUCCCCAAAAGUGAAACCAGAAUGUCUGAAUCACCCGUGGUGGCUGUCUGUUUAGAAAGCGCUUGAUUAGAUAUACCGGAGAGUUUUCUGUGCUCAUGCAUGUUUCAGUGAAAGGAAUGUCCUUGCUCAUAAACCUAUUGGUAGCUUUAGUGCGGUUUUAAAGCAGGAUUACAAAAAAACACUACUUGUUGGUUAUAAUUGAUGGCUAAAAAUCAUCUGACAAAAGUUGCAGUUGUAGUUGGACGACAAAUCAAUCUGGAAAUGUUCAUGCAUCUUCCUGGAAAAGGAGACUGAAUGUUAGUGCUGCUGUGUUGCCAAAGUUUUAAGGAGAGCACCAAGCAGGGCAUAGUAAUGUGGCCAAAUUUCCAUGCAUGGCCAGUGAAGUACAGCUUGCAGAACUGGAUAUUCAUAGAUUGGUGAAUGGUUGAGUCAAACAGUUGCAUGGCAGCAGUGGCAGACAGUUUUAGGAUACCAUGUGUAAAUGGUUCAGCUGUUAUUUUUUUAAAUGACUAGCUGUGAUUAAACAGAAAGCCUUCUGCUCACAUGUGCACCACCAUAUUGUCACAUUACAUUCCACUGAUGAAUGACACUCACAGGACACACUACUCGCAUGUCUUAACUGGUUUCCACUGGUUUCCCCCAAAGGUACAGUAUUAAUAUCAUGUUCUAGCUAUACAGUCAUUAACUUGCUCUAGUACUCUA
Molecule: messenger RNA, 2813 nt
Organism: Morone saxatilis (striped sea-bass)
Lineage: Eukaryota; Metazoa; Chordata; Actinopteri; Moronidae
Product: constitutive coactivator of PPAR-gamma-like protein 1 homolog
Exons: 3
Coding region: 316-1149 (277 amino acids)
Cellular component (GO): nucleus
Source: RefSeq, a predicted model, not a curated record